AUAUUUGUUAAAACCCCAAGUACCCAUUUGUCUAUUUUCUUCAAAAACCCAGAUCUUUGAUUUCAUUGCUGGGUUUUUUCGGUGUCUUUUUUUAGCAGAAUCAUAGAAAAAAGUGACUUUUUGAGGGAGAAAUAUGGCUCCACCUACAAGAAUAGGACUUGCUGGUUUGGCUGUUAUGGGCCAAAAUCUUGCACUUAACAUUGCCGAGAAAGGCUUCCCCAUUUCUGUUUAUAACCGAACUACUUCUAAAGUUGAUGAGACUGUUGAAAGAGCUAAACAGGAAGGAGAUUUGCCUGUAUUUGGUUUCCAUGAUCCUGAAUCUUUUGUUCAGUCGAUCCAAAAACCUCGAGUGAUAAUCAUGCUUGUUAAGGCAGGGGCUCCCGUUGAUCAAACCAUUAAGACUCUCUCUAAGUACAUGGAGAAAGGUGAUUGUAUCAUAGAUGGUGGCAACGAGUGGUAUGAAAACACUGAGAGGCGGGCAAAAGCUAUGGCUGAACUGGGUUUGUUAUACCUUGGAAUGGGAGUUUCAGGUGGUGAAGAAGGUGCACGAAAUGGUCCCUCUUUGAUGCCUGGAGGGUCAUUUGAAGCUUACAAAUACAUCGAAGACAUUCUUCUUAAGGUUGCAGCUCAAGUUCCAGAUAGUGGCCCCUGUGUGACUUACAUUGGCAAAGGAGGAUCUGGUAAUUUUGUCAAGAUGGUUCAUAAUGGAAUUGAAUAUGGUGAUAUGCAGCUGAUUGCAGAGGCUUAUGAUGUGCUGAAAUCUGUUGGAAAAUUAUCGAACAAAGAACUACACUGUGUUUUCUCAGAAUGGAAUAAGGGGGAGCUUUUGAGCUUCUUGAUUGAAAUCACUGCUGAUAUAUUUGGAAUUAAGGAUGACAAGGGAGAUGGUUAUUUAGUUGAUAAGGUUUUGGACAAAACUGGCAUGAAGGGUACUGGUAAAUGGACUGUACAGCAAGCAGCUGAUUUGUCUGUUGCAGCUCCCACAAUUGCAGCUUCUUUGGAUUCAAGGUUCCUUAGUGGAUUGAAGGAGGAAAGAGUUGAAGCUGCUAAAGUCUUCAAAUCAGGAGGACUUGGUGAUGUCUUGACUGAGCAAACUGUGGACAAGGCAAGAUUAAUUGAUGAUGUAAGGCAAGCUCUCUAUGCAUCCAAGAUUUGCAGUUAUGCUCAGGGCAUGAAUCUCAUUCGUGAAAAAAGCAUUGAGAAGGGUUGGGACUUGAAAUUGGGGGAACUGGCUAGGAUAUGGAAGGGAGGUUGUAUCAUCCGAGCUAUUUUUCUGGACAGAAUCAAGAAGGCUUAUGAUAGAAACCCUGACCUUGCAAACCUUCUUGUUGAUCCAGAGUUUGCAAAGGAAAUCAUUGACAGACAAUCUGCUUGGAGAAGAGUUGUUUGCCUUGCUAUAAACUCAGGUAUUAGCACUCCUGGCAUGUCAUCCAGUCUUGCUUAUUUUGACACCUAUAGGAGGGAACGAGUACCAGCUAAUAUGGUUCAAGCUCAACGAGAUUAUUUUGGUGCCCAUACUUAUGAAAGGAUUGAUAUGGAGGGUUCUUUCCACACUGAAUGGUUCAAGAUUGCCAAACAGCUAAAAAAUUGAGUCUACUCCAGCUUGUACUCUUCAGGACUCCCAAUAAGUAUAAUAACGUCUGCUCUGGCCUCUAUGCUAGACAGAGCUACACCAUGAUUAUUUCUUUGAAAUUUAUCUUAAACCUCAUUUCUCGAAUCCAGCUGCGAAUUUAGACUGUCUUUCUGUGUUAGAGUGCUGCUGCUUUUAGUUUGUCUUUCGAUGUGGGUAUGAAUCAAGUCUGUGGCCCCAUUUUUGGCUUUAAUGUGAUAUUUCACCCAAUGUGAGUCACUGUUGGUAAUCAGAUGUCCGAACCUAAAGUUAUAAGAGAAGGUUAAUUUUUGUUUUUCUUGA
Theobroma cacao (cacao) is the source of this 1912-nucleotide messenger RNA. RefSeq names its product 6-phosphogluconate dehydrogenase, decarboxylating 1. Gene Ontology annotation, molecular function: NADP binding; phosphogluconate dehydrogenase (decarboxylating) activity. The record is from RefSeq and is a predicted model, not a curated record. Lineage: Eukaryota; Viridiplantae; Streptophyta; Magnoliopsida; Malvales; Malvaceae. Gene Ontology annotation, biological process: pentose-phosphate shunt.